AAAAAGUUAAAACCGUUCAAAAAUUCAAUUUGUCACUUUAUAAAAAUUAAUUUUAAUUUAAUUAAAACAUACUUUUCUAUCGUCGGCAGUAAAGCGCUACGCUGUUACAUACUAUGAGCACAAUAGCCUGAAAUUGAAUCAUUUAAAGGGGAAAGGACCUUCACUUUCAAGCUUAAGGGCCUCGAAAAAUGGGUGGCCCUAGGCUGCCGCCCGGCCAACCACACCCUUAAUCCGCCACCGGUGCUGUACCACUAGUACCAGUGAUGUAUCGACGUGGAUGAGCAGAUGACGCUGGUUGAAAACAAAACAAGAAAUGUAAUCAUAAACAAUUCGACAGAGUUAACCAUUUAAACCUAGAUAACGAGUGGUGAAGUGAGCUGAUUGGUCCACUUCCUCCACUUACGGAUCAACACGCUAAGUUUGUAUGUUGCGUGUGAUUGUGUUAAUGGUUUUAAUACCAAUCUCCAGCCGUCGGGGACACGUGUAUUAAUACUUGUGAUCUGAAUGGAUCUCUCACUUCACUAGAGCAAUACGAGAUGCGAGCAAUCUUCAGCAAUGAUUUUUUUCAAGGAACGAAUCUAUUCAAAGGCAUCUAUAUCUAAUCAAGCACGUCGAAUGUAUCCGUUCUCAAAACAACGCCUUCUGACUUUUCUUGCAUGCAGGAAGCUGAACAGGAAACAACUUGCCGUCGUUCUCAUGGUGAUGUUUAUUUUCGUCUUCGCUGAACUGGGUUUCUUCGUUAGGGUCUCAUCGUCAGACAAGAACCCAAAGUACACGCCCAUCGCGAUUCAAAUGUUGGAUCAGUAUUUUGAAAAUCCACUCUUUGCCCAUAAAUUUAGAUUUUUUUAUAAAGGUUUGGGGAUUGACGAGGCAGAGGUGUAUAUCCAUACAUUAAAACUGCGAAGAGGCAUCAUCAAGCAAAACUUGAAUGAAAAAAAAAGUCUUAUGGAACUCAUUCACGAGAAUCCUUCUAGUGUUAUUUUACAAAUACAGAUAGGUGAGCAUUUGGAAGCGGUUCGUGAGUUUUUAAAAUCUUUAACUCAGGUUAAGUAUACGAGCUUAACGAUCCUUGUUUUUGUGAUAGAAAAUUUCAAUCGUUUGACGGACAUUUUGAUUCGGAAUUACGACUUACCAUCCCCGUUCGUGGUCCUCAUCAGUCCUUUCUGCGCCCGACUGAACCUACUGUGGUUCCCCGGGGAUUACCCCAAGUGCGCUCAGAUGGACCGCAAUUCUUCCAUCCCAGUCCAACAACCGUGCGAGAACAGCACCAGUUGGCAGCGCACGCGCAGUGCCAGAGCCGCUCACGCCAAGCACGCCUGGACGUGGGGCGCCAAUAUGAUCUACAGCGCCGUCCAGAACAACCACAACUUCACCGGUUUCGUCGUUCAUUUCGACGACACGGAUAUACUCUCACCCGACGCGGUUUAUGUAUUACAACGCCUGCACGACAUACGGAAAACAAUGUGCCCGCUGUGUGCGAUAUCUUUAAAAUCUUUACUCCCACCCAAUGAAAAUGGCAACCUUCAUCACGUGACUACAAAACACAACACCGUCCACGCCGCAGCAGUCCGGUCGAGUUUUCUACACGGGUUUUCCCUGGGUCAGAAACUGUGGGACGCCUUGAAAGUCUGUUCCCCUCAGUACUGCCAGCAGGACCCUUUCAACUAUAGGACUUCCAUCGAGCAGGCGUUGAAUCACGGGUGUUUCGCCCAAAGACCGGGAUUUAUCCUCGCCACCUCCUCUACCCGACUUUACAACCAGAUCUGUUUUGAAAAAGAAAUUCGUGUAAACAGAGAAGAGGAUUUAUACCACAACUGGACUCCUGAUGUGCAAUCGAUAAUACUUUCAUAUUCGUCAAAAAUUCGCGUACAAAACUGCAACAUUGUUAACCCGCCCGUAGGUGCGGACUUAUUUCCGGGCCAUCUGCUGUUCCCGAAAGUGAUACAGGCGGAUAGUUUCGAACAAGAGAUUUUAACAGGCAGUCGACUUGACCUCAGGGUGUCGGGGAAGGUGGGUGAUGGCUGGGUGGACCCUCUAGAUGAAAAGUUGUGUACUGAGCACUUCCUAGGUUUUACCACGUCUGACAACCACACUUUCUAAGUGUUAUAUGUAUAUGUCUUAUUUGAUGUAAGUCGAUGAGAUUUCAGUUAUCAUUAGUAGGGUACAAACAAGUUACUCAUGAGAGAAUAAACAAAACUACAAUAGUAAGCCAUUCUUUCCGUGAACAAAAGAUUCAUGAAUAGUGUUGGCGCGUCUAGUUUCUAAGUGUCACUGUUAGCAACGAGUGUCAAUGAAAUGAAGUUUUGUCUUGCCUUGUAAAAGGUCUAAAAUUUUGUCUGUGCACAAAGAACUGAUCUUCUGAACUAAAACAAACACUAAACCGUGUACUAUAAUAGAGGGGGAGAACUGCAAUAUUUUGUGUGUGUGAAUAUUUAGACUUAUUUCCCCUGGCGAAAUUAAAAAUACUUUUUAAAAAUGUACAUGCUUAUUUAAACCUAUUUUUAAAACAUUUUCCCCACAUGUUACUGGUAAUUGACGCACAUUUUGCGAAAAUGUUUUUUGUGUAACUGAUUGUUUAGUAUAAGUAUACAGAUACAGUUUACUGGUCAGUCAUUUUGAUGCCAUCUGUUAUGGUUCCGUAGGUAUUUUACCAGGAAGAAAUCAAACGUUAAUAUCCUAAUUCGUCAACACUACAGACACAAAUCUAGAGGGAUUUUAGCUCUGCAAGUUUCGGCUAGUCGCCGUGGUAUAAGGUUACAAUAAGUUACAUGGAUGCAGAGACGAAAGAUUCACGAGUUAGGUGUCAAGGGCAUUUUGUCCUC
This is a messenger RNA of Physella acuta, 2822 nucleotides long. RefSeq lists its product as uncharacterized. Gene Ontology annotation, biological process: oligosaccharide biosynthetic process; protein N-linked glycosylation. Gene Ontology annotation, molecular function: alpha-1,6-mannosylglycoprotein 2-beta-N-acetylglucosaminyltransferase activity. NCBI's taxonomy places the organism in Eukaryota, Metazoa, Mollusca, Gastropoda, Physidae. Gene Ontology annotation, cellular component: Golgi membrane; Golgi stack. The record is from RefSeq and is a predicted model, not a curated record.